Molecule: messenger RNA, 1314 nt
Organism: Acanthosepion pharaonis
Lineage: Eukaryota; Metazoa; Mollusca; Cephalopoda; Sepiida; Sepiidae
Source: the annotation of a GenBank genome assembly
AUGUUCAACACAUUUUGCCGUCGGAGGAUGACCGAAAGUUGUUCGCAAAAAAGGCGAUAUGUUUAUUACUUUUCAGCUGUCUUUAUUUUGUUAUUUAUCACACCUGGAUACAGGUGUCACGUAAGAAAAAUUACCGAAGCAGAUCUACGCAUGUACAGGAAACGGGUAGUAGAUAUGUUCAACCAUGCAUACGAAGGUUAUAUGAAAUAUGCCUAUCCUCUUGAUGAACUACGACCUCUCACCUGUGAUGGCCAUGACACUUGGGGCAAAUUUUCUUUGACCCUGAUUGAUUCUUUGGACAUGUUGGCUGUCAUUGGUAAUUAUACGGAAUUUCGACGUGUGGCCAAAUUGAUUUUAGACAAAGCCAACUUUGAUAUUGAUAUCAAUGCUUCUGUGUUCGAGACUAACAUUCGAGUUGUGGCUGGCCUGUUGUCUGCACACCUUUUUUCAAAAAAAGCUGGGAUGGAUACUGAUCCUGGUUGGCCAUGUUCAGGCCCCCUUUUGGAUUUAGCUGAAAACAUGGCACGUAGAUUACUUCCUGCAUUUGACACCCCAACAGGAAUGCCAUAUGGUACCAUAAAUCUACGGCAUGGAGUGCCUAGUGGGGAGACCACAGUUACAUGUACAGCUGGAGUAGGGACAUUCAUCGUAGAGUUUGGAACCCUGAGUAGAUUAACAGGUGAUCCGAUCUUUGAAAAGGCUGCCAUGAGAGCUCUGUCAACACUUUGGAAAUGUCGAUCAGAUAUAAAUUUGUUUGGAAAUCAUGUAGAUGUCCGAACAGGCAAAUGGAUAGCCCUGGAUAUGGGCAUUGGAGGCGGCGUUGACUCUUAUUUGGAGUAUUUAGUCAAAGGGUCCAUUAUGUUCAAUUCUCCAGAAUUAUUAUCAAUGUUUAAUGAAUGUAAAGAAUCUGUUGAAAAGUACUUGAAAAGAGAUGAUUGGUAUAUGUGGGGAAACAUGAAGAAAGGUUCCAUUACGUUGCCUGUUUUUACUUCUCUUGAUUCCUAUUGGCCUGGGAUUCAGAGUUUGCUUGGUGAAACUGAGAAGGCAAUGAAAACCAUCCACAAUUUUCACCAAGUCUGGAAGCAGUUUGGAUUUGUUCCAGAAUUCUACAACAUUCCAAAAGCUGACGUGCAUACUAACCGAGAGGGUUAUCCACUUCGACCUGAGCUGAUCGAGAGUUCUAUGUAUUUGUACCAAGCAACCAAGGAUCCAUAUUUGUUGCAAAUUGGUAUUGACAUGCUUGAAUCCAUUGAGCAAGUCACCAAAACCAGAUGUGGUUAUGCUACGGUAAUUAUAUUAUACCAGUUCAUAUAA